AUGGAAAAUGGGAAACAGGUUAAUGAAAGUUGGGUCAGUGGCUGUGACCUUUGCACGUGCCAGUCAGAGUCAAACCUUUCACCAACAGUCAUCUGCAAACAGUUGCCCUGUCCAAUUGAACCCCCAGUCACAUGUGAUCAGGUUGGCCAGGUUACAGUGACUGAAACAGUGGGAUGUUGUACACAAGACAAAUGUGCAUGUGAUGUCACCAGUUGUCCAAGCCAGAAGCACUCUUGUCCAGUUGGCUACAGUCAAGAGACUGAAAUGGGAGUGUGUUGCCCUAAGCAUACCUGUGUUCCUAACCCUGUUUGUGUAUUCAACAACACCGAAUACUUGCCAGGCAACAGUGUGCCCAUGAGAUACUGUGAGAAUUGUGUGUGUAGUGAUAAACUGGAAAACGAUGGCAAGCUUCAUGCGAUUGGAUGUGAGCCUAUCCAGUGUGACACUUACUGUCCACAGGGCUUUGAGCUACAGGAAAUACCUGGACAGUGCUGUGGGAAGUGCGUGCAGACCAGUUGUGUGGGCGUAUAUUCAGGAAACCUCACACACACUAUUCCAGUUAAUGGUAUCUGGACUCCACCUGGCAACAAGUGUGUGAAGUUUGAGUGUUUGAAGAUCGGAACCCAGUUCAUCACAAUUGAGGCCAGAACAGUCUGUCCUCUCUACAACCCUCAAGAUUGUAUUCCUGGAACAGAGGUCCUUGCUCCUGAUGGUUGCUGCCAUACAUGUAUAAGAAAAUGCAACGUGACAAAGGAAUCCACAUACCUGCAGCAUAACGGCUGCACAUCCUCUAAGAAGGUUGACAUGUCCACUUGUCAAGGUCUUUGUCAGACGUCCUCCUGGUUCUCUUCGAAGACAAGAAUGAUUGAGCGCUCCUGUUCCUGUUGCCAGGAGAUUAACAGUAGCAAGAAGGAAGUCGAGAUGGUCUGCCCCGAUGGGUCAAAGUUCAAUUAUUCAUAUGACUACAUUGAACUAUGUGGCUGUCUUCAGUCAAAAUGCACCACAGUGGAAAAAGCAGUGAUUAAAAAGCUUAGAAGAAGGCGUUAAUGAGACAGUGCUAGAUCUCACUUCUUAUUACAAAUCACUUUCUCUAUUUAUGUCUCAUUUAAACUGCUAAAAUAAUCUGUAGUUUUUUUUUUGGAAGAAGUAGGUGACUGCUUUUGUAUCUUCCAAAAUGUAAUUUAAAUAAACCUUAGCAUGUAUGCA
Messenger RNA from Clupea harengus (Atlantic herring), 1206 nucleotides. RefSeq names its product intestinal mucin-like protein. The coding region runs from base 1 to 1047 and encodes 348 amino acids. The transcript has 10 exons. Gene Ontology annotation, cellular component: membrane; extracellular matrix. NCBI's taxonomy places the organism in Eukaryota, Metazoa, Chordata, Actinopteri, Clupeiformes, Clupeidae. Gene Ontology annotation, molecular function: protein binding. The record is from RefSeq and is a predicted model, not a curated record.